GGCCUACAAAUAAUUUUUCUGCAUCUGGAUGUUAAUAUCCUUUUUAGUUUACAUAGGGUUAUUUUUCAAAGAGUAGCCAAAUUUUCAACUUAAGUUCAAAUAUAUAAAUAAUGACAUACAGUUAUUGUCGUUUUUGAAAAUACGAGUAAAUAAGGUUUCUACUUUUAUUUGAAGUUAUCCCAAAUUGAAUGUGAUUUGUCGGCAACAACUACGCUUACUCGCGCUCCUCUGUGUGCAAUUCAAUUCACGUUUUUCCAGACUGAUCGACCUUUACGAAUGUGUGGCUGCUUAGUAGGCGUUAGAUAUUUUUGAAUGACAAUCACUUACAAUAAUGCAUCAUCAUCAUCAUCAUUACAGCCCUUCACAAGUCCACUGCUGAACAUAGGCCUCCCCCAAAGAAUGCCACAAAGCACGGUCCUGAGCCACCUGCAUCCAUCGACUUCCUGCAAAUCUUACCAGGUCGUCACUCCAUCUAGUGGGGGGACGCCCUACACUUCGCCUGCCGGUACGAGGCUGCCACUCGAGAACCUUUCUUCCCCAUCGGUUGUCGGUUCUUCGAGCUAUAUGGCCGGCCCAUUGCCACUUCAGCUUACUAAUCCGUUGGGCUAUGUCGGUCACUCUGGUUCUACUGCGGAUAUCCUCAUUUCUGAGUUUAUCACGCAGAGAAACUCCGAGCAUAGCCCUUUCCAUAGCUCGCUGAGCGACCUUGAGCUUCCUCAUCCGGCCAGCAGUGAAGGACCACGUCUCAGUUCCGUAUGUCAUCACUGGCAACACGCACUGGGUGUACAGUCUCGUUUUCAAGUUUUGAGGUAUACCUGACGAGAAGAUGUGCCGUAAUUUCCCGAACGCUGCCCAACCGAGUUGAAUCCGUCGAUUGACCUCUCGGUCGAAGUUGGACUUACCUAGUCGGACUAUUUGUCCCAGGUAAACAUACUCGUCAACAACUUCGAGCUUAGUGUUCCCAACAACUACCGGCAUAGGUGUGACAUGGACAUUAAACAUGAUCUUUGUUUUGUCCAUGUUCAUCUUAAGACCUAUCCGUUGGGAAACACUAUUGAGGUCAUUGAGCAUAGUGCUUAGGUCCUCCAGCGAUUCUGCCAUAAGGACUAUAUCGUCGGCAAAUCGAAGGUGAGUGAUGUACUCGCCAUUGAUGUUGAUACCGUAUCCUUUCCAGUCCAGAAGCUUGAAAACAUCUUCCAAUGCAGCGGUGAAGAGUUUCGGGGAUAUGACGUCACCCUGUCUUACACCUCUCUGCAAUUGGAUAGGUUUCGUACUCUGGUUCUGUACUCGGAUAGCCAUCGUAGCCCUACUGUACAAGCACUUCAACACUUCGAUAUACCGACAGUCAACUUGGCAUCGCUGAAGGGACUGCAGCACCGCCCAAAUUUCGACGGAAUCAAAGGCUUUCUCAUAGUCCACAUACGCCAGACAUAGUGGCAAAUUGUACUCCUCGGACUUCUGUACAAUUUGCCGAAGGGUAUGUAUGUGGUCUAUGGUGCUAAAGCCUUUUCGGAAACCGGCUUGUUCGGGAGGCUGGAAGUCGUCAAGUCUGCGCGCGAGGCGAUUCGUAAUGACUCUCGAAAACAGCACGUAGACGCGGCUCAGAAGGGAAAUCGGUCUAUAGUUCUUCAAGAGAGCGUUGUCGCCUUUCUUGAAGAACAAGACCACCGCACUUCUGCUCCACGCCUCCGGUGUAAUGCCACCAUGGAGGACGGAAUUAAAGAGCUUCUGAAGGACUUCAAGUACCGGUUUUCCACCCGCUUUCAGAAGCUCCGCUGUAAUUCCAUCCUGGCCUGGGGCCUUGCCGUUUUUAAGGUGCUGGAGAGCCAUUCUAAUCUCGCUCAGACUGACGUCCGGGAUAUCAUCGGAAUAAUGUCGGAUAAGACUCGCUCUUGGAUCGUUACUCACACUUGCGUGUGGCUCCAACGAUGACGUGUACAGUUGUCCAUAGAACCUCUCAAUCUCACUCAAAAUCUCAGGUGCCCCGGAAACGAUGCUGCCACAUUCGGUCUUCAGCCUUGACAGUUGGCUCUUUCUGGCAGACAGAUCUCUGGCAAAGACUUUGGAGCCUUGGUUCCGCUCGAUCGCUUCUUCAAUACGAGCUGUAUUGAAGUUGCGUAAGUCCCGCCGCAUGCAUUUGGAGAUCUGUCUGUUCAGUUGCCUGUAUGCUGUCAAAUCUGUUGAAGAAUGUAGCUUCAUCUCCCGUCUAACAGCCAUGAGAUUAAGAGUGUGAUCGGAGAGUUUUUGUGUUCUUCUGCGGCGGGUCUUGCAGAACUUAGCUCCGACCGCAUGGACAGUUUCCACGAGCUUGUCAUUCAAAUCGUCCACUUCAUUGCAGUCUUCUAGGCACUGAAAACGGUUUUGCAACUCGAGCUGAAAGGUUUCGGGACUUUGGAUUAGAGCACGAGGGGGACGGAGCGACAAUAAUGCAUUAAUAUGCAUUUUAAAUUUAAAAGAUAAAAGGGAUCUAAUGUUUGAGAUUUUUUUUAUAUUAAUUUUGGUUUACCAUUUGGUUAUAAUACUUAUUGUGAACCUUCUCUGCCUUGUCAAUUAAAUGUCAAACUUCUUUUAACCUAAUGGUUUGACUGGGAGAGAACGCUCUAUGGGUUUAAGUCCGCCAUGUGUAUAAAUAUAUAAAUAAAGUGUAGCAUGAUGUCCCGCCAUGUGCACACUUUGAAACUGUGCGUUGGAGCGUGCAGUAUGGUGUUGUAGUAAUGUUUAGUAUAGAGUAUCGCUGCAGUGUGUGAGAGGGCGGGCAGCUAACGUAACUGAAUGGCAGCAUGUCGUACUUCCCCAGCUGGCGGGCGAUGCGCGGCGCGCGCGGCCGCGGCAACAACAACAUCCGGCAGCCGCGCAGCAGCGCGCCCGCGCCCGCGCCGCACGCCGCGCCGCACGCCGCACAGCACCACUCCACCGCCGCCGCAAAGUAGAAGAUAGCAUGCCGCAGGGAGUACACUGAAUCUUAAUUUAUUAUCGCGUGGACUAAUCACAAAGCAAACAAGUAACGGAAAUGCGUGAGAUGGUGAUUUAAGUGUGUUAUGUAAUCUAUUUAAAAAAGCUGAAGUUGUAUUUGUGGGAAGAAAUUAGGGAUGUGAUUUUAAGAAGAUGGACAUUGUUUUGGUGUGAUAGUGUUGUAUCCAAUAAAUGGAAGGUGUCAGCCGGUGAUUCCCGCAAGAACGAGCAAGCAAAAUAUCUACGUCCAGAUGCAUUCGCACUUAGUAUAGUGUAAAAAGAGUAGGUGAGCAAAAUGUGUUCUCUAUUUUGGGCAGUUUUAUUGACAUCCCCUAAAUUUCGACAUCCUUGUCUAUAUUGAAGCUAUGUUCUGUGAUUCUGGAUGUCAAUAUCAUAAUUGUACCAUGUAAACUGACUCCUCGUAAUUCUAAUGAGGCUAUGUAGCAAGCCCCUGCAUAGUAUUAAAUGUCAUGCCCAAUGAAUUAUAUUUUCAUAGCUUCAAACAUAUUACGCAGUUGUGCCUAUUAAAGUUGUAACAAGAUGUUGUUAGAUUAUUAAAUAUGUUUUACUACGGUCAAGUUUCGAAAUGUCAGAGUUUUUGUUUUAUUUAAAAUAGCAAUGACUGAAUGUUGUAACAAUGGUCCUUUAAUGAAUGUGUUAGCUGACACUAUUAAAUCUUAGCUUAUCGAGAUACCUUUGAGCAUGUUUAAAUUGCUCUGCUGGCCAGAUUAUUCACGAAUUUUUAGGUAGAUUAAUGAAACUACUCAAGGUGUCUUCGGCUUUAACUUAGAAAUUACUUGAGUUAAUCGUUGACCGUAUUUUAUUGUUAGAUAAUCAAUGUGAUGGUGGGACUGCUGAUGUGAUCUGAUGACAGUAUCGCUGGAUUUGUAGUUAUUAUUGUAAAGUCUUAAUGGACUACUUUUUAUUGGAGUGAUUUUUAUUGUAAAGGGAUACUGUCAUGUUUCAUGAUAUGCCACAAUUGGAAAAAAGUUACAAAAAAAUUGUUUUAUCAUACAAUUUAUUAUUUUUAGUGUUUUCAAAAUGUUCAUUAAAGAAUAGGACUGUCGUUACUAAAUUGGAAUGAUUUCAUUAACUCAGAGAAAAUAUUGUUGUAUAAUUAAGAUAGUCCUUUAUUUAGACAAAAUUCGAAAUACAUUUUUUUUUUGACUAAAAUAAUAUAUUUGUAAAUCUAUCACUCAAAAACUGUACCUGGUGAUUGUAUUAAUAUGGAAAUAUACAUUUACUACAAAUCUUCCAUUUU
Messenger RNA from Parnassius mnemosyne (clouded apollo), 4213 nucleotides. NCBI's taxonomy places the organism in Eukaryota, Metazoa, Arthropoda, Insecta, Lepidoptera, Papilionidae. The record is from the annotation of a GenBank genome assembly.